Molecule: messenger RNA, 817 nt
Organism: Topomyia yanbarensis
Lineage: Eukaryota; Metazoa; Arthropoda; Insecta; Diptera; Culicidae
Product: thioredoxin domain-containing protein 17
Exons: 3
Coding region: 287-688 (133 amino acids)
Cellular component (GO): cytosol
Molecular function (GO): protein-disulfide reductase [NAD(P)H] activity
Source: RefSeq, a predicted model, not a curated record
UCAACGUCCAAAUAACCGUUCAACGAACGUCCAUCGUUGGACCCGUGUUGAACAAUUUUGAAACAAAUUUUUGGACGUCUCAGUGGGGAUGCGAUGUGAUAAGUUAUCGUCGAUAACCGAUAAGUUUGAAUAGCAUUGUCAUGUUAUGGUCAUCAUUGUACUCGGUCCAUAUUAAAUUUUGUUAAGUGUUUUGUGAUCAAGGGAAGCGCUGAUACAUACGUCGUGUUUUAGGAAUUUCAAUACAGAAAAGCUUCUCUCGUAUUCGCUAAUCGUUUACUUGUGGUGUAUGCCCUUGAAUCGCGUCGUCAGAAUGGUUAUUAAACAUCACGUCAAAAGUUGGGAUGAAUUCACUAAACUGGCCGAGAGUCUGGAGGGAAAUGGAGAACCGGUACACGUUCUCUUCACCGGCGACAAGGACGAGAAAGGUGACAGCUGGUGUCCAUACUGUGUGAAAGCUGCCCCAGUCGUAGAGGACGCAUUGAAAGAAGCCCCGGAAAAAAGUCAUUUCAUCGCAGUGGAGAUAGAUCGCCCAUUUUGGAAAGACCUAAACAACCCAUACCGCAAGGAUCCACGUACGAACCUUGUAUUUUUGCCCACGUUACUCCGUUGGAAAUCUCCCCAACGACUGGAUGGCGAACGAGUCUCAAACAAAGAUCUUGUGGAAAUGCUUCUUUCGGAUGAAGAUUGAGCUUAGCUGUUAGUGAUUGGCGCUUCGUACUAAAACGUCUUGAUUUGGGACGAAAAAAAAUCUUAUCAAUGUAUGGCGAAGGAUUCUAAAUUGUUAAUAAAAACCAGUACCAGCUUUACCAGUAAUCAA